Molecule: messenger RNA, 1662 nt
Organism: Opisthocomus hoazin
Lineage: Eukaryota; Metazoa; Chordata; Aves; Opisthocomiformes; Opisthocomidae
Source: RefSeq, a predicted model, not a curated record
CAGGUAUUAAAGUUCUCAUGCCUGCACUUUCUCCUACAAUGGAAGAAGGAAACAUUGUGAAAUGGUUAAAAAAGGAGGGUGAAGCAGUGAGUGCUGGAGAUGCAUUGUGUGAAAUUGAAACAGACAAAGCGGUGAUUACCAUGGAAUCAAGUGAUGAUGGCAUAUUGGCUAAAAUACUGGUGGAAGAAGGAACCAAAAAUGUACGCUUGGGCUCACUAAUUGGUCUGCUGGUAGAGGAAGGACAGGACUGGAAGCAAGUUGAAAUACCAGCUGGUGCUAGUGAUCCAUCUUCUCUGACUCCACCAGCACCUCCCCUUUCUGCAGUUCCUGCAGGUCCUUCAGUUUCAGCCCCUGCUAAACUGGAAUAUCAACCUGGAAAAUUGCAGGUUCGCUUAAGUCCUGCAGCUCGCAACAUUCUGGAGACACAUGGACUAGACCCAAGUAAUAUUACUCCUUCUGGGCCUCGAGGAAUCUUCACUAAAGAGGAUGCUCUCAAACUUCUGCGAGAGAAGCAGAAACGCAAACUCAGUGAACUGAAACCUGUGGUUUCUCCAGCUCCUCCCCAGCCUACUGCAGUGCCCUCUGCUUCGCAAGCAACAGCUGUGACUUCUGCUUAUCCAAGGCCAGCAGUUCCACCAGUUUCCACACCAGGACAACCUGCUGCAUUGGGCACGUUCACAGAAAUCCCGGCUAGCAACAUCCGAAGGGUUAUUGCAAAGAGAUUAACAGAGUCUAAAACUACUAUACCUCAUGCAUAUGCUGCUGCUGACUGUGACAUUGAUGGUAUAUUGAAACUAAGAAAGGAAUUGGCCAAAGAUGACAUUAAAGUAUCUGUAAACGAUUUCAUUAUCAAGGCAACUGCAGUUACUCUGAAGCAAAUGCCAGAUGUGAAUGUAACCUGGGACGGAGAAGGCUGCAGGCAGCUGCAGUCCAUUGACAUUUCUAUUGCUGUGGCAACAGACCGAGGCCUCAUUACACCAAUCAUAAAAGAUGUUGCUGCCAAGGGAAUACAGGAAAUUGCUGCCUCUGCAAAGGCUUUAGCAAAGAAAGCAAGAGAUGGAAAACUGUUACCGGAAGAGUACCAGGGAGGAUCUUUUAGUAUCUCCAAUCUGGGCAUGUUUGGCAUCAAUGAUUUCACUGCAGUCAUAAAUCCUCCUCAGGCCUGCAUCCUAGCUGUGGGCCAAGCAAGACCAGAGCUCAAGGUUGUGGAAGAUGAAGAAGGGAAUGAGAAACUUAAGCGGCAUCAACUCAUGACAGUGACUCUUUCAAGUGAUUGUCGAGUGGUAGAUGAUGAACUGGCUUCAAAGUUUCUGGAGACCUUGAAAGCCAACAUAGAAAAUCCAAUGCGACUUGCCUUGUGCUAAACUUGGUGAAGAUUGCUUCUUGUUUUGACAACAUAGAUAGCUGUUACAUACUUGGGGUCGUUUUACUGUGAGAUGGACAGUUAAAAUAUUUAAUUUAUUGAAUAAAGUGAAAAACUAUUAACUUUCAUGCUUUUAGUCUUUUGCAAUGAGUUUUAUAUUGUAAAGCUAAAAGACUUUAAAGUUAACAUACUACAUUUCUUUAAACACUUAGUACUAAUGGUAUAUAAGGUUUGCGUAGAAAAGCUGGUCUCUGUAAAGGAAGAUGCAUUAGAAAACUUUAUGAAAUAUAAAAGGGAAU